Messenger RNA from Limanda limanda (common dab), 1002 nucleotides. RefSeq names its product proline rich 16 (gene prr16). The transcript has 2 exons. The record is from RefSeq and is a predicted model, not a curated record. Gene Ontology annotation, biological process: positive regulation of translation; positive regulation of cell size. NCBI's taxonomy places the organism in Eukaryota, Metazoa, Chordata, Actinopteri, Pleuronectiformes, Pleuronectidae. Bases 1 to 1002 code for a protein of 333 amino acids.
AUGUCAGGAGCGCCCAGUGCGGAGGGUGAAGGAGUAGUCUCCAAAGUGAAAGUGAAGAAGGAGAUCAAGACAAUCGUGAAGAAUUUGGAGACCAUCCUGGGGGACCUCAAGGACGUAGCCAAAGAGCUGAAGGAGGUCGUCCAUGACAUCGACACCCUGACUUGUGACCUGCAACUGGAGGAGGAUGGAAUGACAGACAGCUCCAAGACGGACACACUCAACUCCAGCUCGAGCUCCACCACCACCACCACCACCGUUUCCAGCCUGGAGAAGAUGAAGCUCUUCCCCGAGGACUUCAUCUUUAAAACCUCUGGGCCCAUCAUCCCGGUCCCUGUCCACCCUCCUGCAGUACUGACUGUGCUGAGGAAAGCCCACCCGCCCUUACCACCACCAAGACAUACGCCGCAAAGAGCCGAGGAUCACAACAUGAAGAAUCUGCCUCAUCCGACUUUAAUGUUAUCAGGGAAUAUAUCCAAGGCUAACGGGUCUCUGAUGAGGAAUGGCGGGAUUUUCCCUUUGAAAACCAGGGAUUUAUUCUCCUCCACGCCCUGUUUCCUUUCCAGUGACAGCGGAAUGCCUGAGUCCGGGCUUGUUCCUACAUUGCCCAGGCCCAUGCCUCUUCUCCGUCACGAAAAAAACAAAUGCCCAAAGGCCCCUGGCAGGGAGCCUCGUGAGAGGGAGCGUGUCCGUUUCAGCGAGACGGUCCAGUACCACGGCUACUGCCCGGACUGCGACCUCCAGUACGACGUAGACGACACAGAACUCCACUUACAGGCCGAGCUGAGCGACUUGAGGCUUAGCCCGCUACACUGCUGCUCUUCCUCCUCCCCUCCUCCUCCUCAUGCUCUUCCUCAUGAUUUCAUGUUGGAAAACGGCGGCCUCCCAUUCAGCCAGAGUUUCCCGCCGACAGCGAACCCUCCUCCACCUUUUGUGCCUCCUCACCCGCCUUCCCGCAAGCCCCAGAAAACAAUCCUCCGCAAAUCAACCACCACCACGGUUUGA